CCACCACACCUUACUCACAUCCUCAUAUAAACACUCACCAUGUUGCGCACCGUCUCUGCCCGUCUUGCUCCCCGCAUCAUCUCCAGAACUGCUUCCCGCGCGGCUGUGAGCAGGGUUGCCAACUACUCGUUUGCUGCUGGUGACAAGUUGGAGGCCCCCGGCUCUAGCAAGGAUGUCGACCCCAAGAUCGUCUCGAUCGUUGACCAGAUCUCCGGAUUAACCCUUCUCCAGACCGCGGAUUUGGUCUCCCUCCUAAAGACCCGUUUGAACAUCCAGGAGAUCUCUAUGCCUAUGGGAGGCGGUGGUGCCUCAGCUGGUAAUGGUCAGGCUGCUGCUGCCCCGGUUGAGGAGGAGAAGGUCGCGGAGAAGACAGAGUUCAACGUCAAGCUCGAGAAGUUCGAUGCAGCUGCGAAGGCAAAGUUGAUCCGUGAGAUCAAGAACAUCAUUCCUGGCAUUAACCUGGUCGAGGCCAAGAAGUUUGUUGAGGGAGCACCAAAGAUCGUCAAGGAGAACUUGAACAAGGCUGAUGCUGAGAAGUUGAAGAAGACCCUCGAGGAUCUCGGUGCCACUGUUUCGUUGGAGUAGAAGCAGGACGGGAAGCAGUGGAUCGAAGGAAUAUGGAAGAUUUGGAGAUGCCCAGAAGCGACGCAGUCGAGAUAUCAGGAUAUAGAAACCACAACCCGUAUCGAAACAAGAACAUAAUGGGAUUGCUGACGGGAGCAAUAGAAUGUGGUUCAAUGAGGAGCAAGAAGCAGCAUUUUUUAUCGCCAUCCAUAUGGCAUUUGUACUCUUUUUUAUCAUAGACGCUCUCUUUUCUCUUUUUUUUUCUUCUUUUAAAUACAUCCAAAAAAGAAAAGGACCAUGUCAUUCCAAACAUGUCAUUAAACGUCAACU
This is a messenger RNA of Gamsiella multidivaricata, 894 nucleotides long. RefSeq names its product ribosomal protein L7/L12 C-terminal domain-containing protein. The transcript has 5 exons. NCBI's taxonomy places the organism in Eukaryota, Fungi, Mortierellomycota, Mortierellomycetes, Mortierellales, Mortierellaceae. The record is from RefSeq and is a predicted model, not a curated record. Gene Ontology annotation, cellular component: ribosome. Gene Ontology annotation, molecular function: structural constituent of ribosome. Bases 40 to 585 code for a protein of 181 amino acids. Gene Ontology annotation, biological process: translation.